Molecule: messenger RNA, 1254 nt
Organism: Andrographis paniculata
Lineage: Eukaryota; Viridiplantae; Streptophyta; Magnoliopsida; Lamiales; Acanthaceae
Exons: 3
Coding region: 1-1254 (417 amino acids)
Molecular function (GO): nucleic acid binding
Source: RefSeq, a predicted model, not a curated record
AUGGUUCUCGGAAGUGGUGAUCAACCUAACUUGUCCCUGUCUAAUGUGCCUCUUAGUGGCAACAACUAUUUUUGCUGGAGUCAUAGAGUGUGGAAUGCACUUCUUGCUAAAGGAAAAAGUGGUUUUAUUACUUGCAAACAUCUUAAGCCAGUGGAAGGAUCUCCAGAAUAUGAUGCCUGGAUUGAGGUGGAUGCUCUUGUAAGGGCUUGGAUCAUAAACUCAAUCACACCAGAGUUACAAGCCAAGUGGAGAAAAAAACAAGAGAUUUACAUUGCAGCUGAGUAUAAUAUCUUUAUGGUGGAUAACAAGAAACUUCAAAGCAAGAAAUGUUUUGAUAAGAAGAUGGACAAAAGAAAUUGGAUCUGUGAACACUGCAAAAGAAAAGGCCAUGCUAAGGAUACCUGCUUCAAACUACAUGAGAUUCCUGCCUGGCAUAAAGAAUUGAUGGACAAGAGAGGAGGACACAUAAAUGCUGCUGCAAAAAUGAAGCUUGGAGACCGCAAAUCUGAAGAGCCAUUUAAAGAAAAUCUGGACAUCAAUGCUCUUGUGAAAGUUGAGGUGCAGAAAUUACUGAUGCAAAACACCUCUGAAUCUCCAAUCAGAUUUGCUAACUCAUCCAUCGAGUUCUCAGGUAAGAUCUUUAUUGGUUUUGUACAAAUGGAUAAUUCUUCUUGGCUUAUUGACAGUGGUGCUACUUGUCAUAUAUGCAUAAAUGAUGAACUCUUUGAUUACCUGAAACCAGUAACCAUCAAACCAAAGAUUUUCCUUCUAGAUGGAUCUUUCCUCACUGUUUCUUCUGCAGGACCUGUAACCAUAAAUUCUUACAUUGUGCAUGUUUACUACUUGCCUGGCUUCAAGUUCAAUCUAUUAUCUGACCUGAGCUCUAACCUUAUUCUGGCCACUGGGAAGCAAGAACAGAACCUUUACAUCCUAAACUGCCAACCUCAGUACUCCAACACUUUGACCUCUAAACUCAAAUCAUCGGAUGAAGCCCUCAUUUGGCAUAGAAGGCUUGGUCAUCCCUCUUAUGUCACCUUUGAACAUUUAUCUAUAUCUCCUUAUUUGAAAAAUAUUCCUUGUGAUGUAUGCCACAAAGCAAAACAAUCUAGAUUGACUUUUAAUAAAAGCAGUUCUCAAGCUCAAGCCAUUUUUGAACUUUUGCAUAUGGAUUUUUGGGGUCCUUACAAAACAGCUACUAUGAAUGGGUGUCAUUACUUCUUGACUAUUGUUGAUGAUUAUUCCAGAGCUACCUAG